Molecule: messenger RNA, 1680 nt
Organism: Lolium perenne
Lineage: Eukaryota; Viridiplantae; Streptophyta; Magnoliopsida; Poales; Poaceae
Product: rsm22-cox11 tandem protein 2, mitochondrial
Biological process (GO): translation
Cellular component (GO): mitochondrial small ribosomal subunit
Molecular function (GO): methyltransferase activity; structural constituent of ribosome
Source: RefSeq, a predicted model, not a curated record
CCUGAGAUUCCCCACACUGAUAGAAGAACAGAGUCGCUCAGCUCUGAACGCCGCCGCGAGAAAGAGGCAUGGCGGCCGCACUGCUGCCGGAGACGGCGUCGCGGCUGCUGACUCCGGAGACCCUCCGCACGGCGGCCAAGCAGUCUCAGGGCAUCCACCUCGUCCCCAUCUCUCUCCGCCGCGCCAUCAAGCGCUACCUUCGCGACCAGGACAAGACGCACAUGCACAGAAAGGUGCUGCUGCUCUCGUCCUCCUUCGAGCGCGCAAAGGGCACCGGUGUGGAGCUGGCUGCGGCGGCCACCCGUGGGGCGCUCAUUGACGAUCCCCACGCGCCUGUGGGCGCUGAGCAGCGGACCGCGCGGUGGAAGGUUCGUUCUGCCUACGGGGAUAUCGGCCUUCAGUACCGUGCGGAUGAGACGGUGGCGUAUGUCGCCUCCCGCAUGCCUGCAAUCUACGCCGCAUGCCACCGCGUGCUCCGUGAGGUUCGUCGGAGAUCACCAGAUUUUGCACCUAAGAAUGUGUUGGACUUCGGAGCGGGGCCAAGCUCAGCACUUUGGGCAAUGAGGGCAGUGUGGCCGAAGUCAAUAGAGAGGGUUAAUUUGAUCGAGCCCUCCAAAGAAAUGCAGAGAGCGGGACAGACCCUUCUUGAUAAUUUGAAGGGAUUGCCACUUAUCCACAGUUAUGGUAGCAUCCAAGAGUUGAACCGCAGCAUCGAAAAACAUGAGAGAGGCCACGACCUUGUAAUAUCAUCUUACGCACUAGGUGAGAUUCCUUCGUUGAAUGACCGUAUAACAAUUGUGAGGCAGCUUUGGGACCUAACAAAAGAUGUUUUGGUUUUGUUAGAGCCUGGAACUCCUCAAGGGUCAAAGAUUAUAAGCCAAAUGCGCUCAUAUAUCCUUUGGAUGGAAAAGAGAAAGUGCCGCAAAAUCGAGAAAUCCACAUCCGGUGCUCCAAGUGAAACUAAGAGCAUUGUUGCUCAAGAAGCUUUGCUGAAAAAUGGUGCUUUUGUGGUUGCCCCGUGUCCUCAUGAUGGUCGGUGUCCAUUGGAGAAUUCAGACAAAUACUGCCACUUUGUUCAGAGAUUGGAGAGGACAUCAACACAACGUAUCUACAAGAGGUCAAAAGGUGUGCCUUUGCGUGGUUUUGAGGACGAGAAAUUCUGUUAUGUUGCUUUAAGAAGGGGCAAGCGACCAGAGGAAGCUUGGCCACUCGAUGGCAUGAAAUUUGAUACUCUUAAAGAACGUCAUGCCAAGAGAAACCCAGAAGAUUUUAUCAUUGACUAUGAUGAACAAUUUCCAAGUGAGGAAGAUGAAGAAGCUGUUGCUGGCGAUGAGGACAGUUCGGUCCCAGAUGACAGUUUGGUCCCAUAUGCUUCUGAUACACAAGAAUUAAGUCUAUUCCAUGAGAGUGGAGCAGAGGAGGAAGACGAACCCAUCCGUGCUGGUCUUGGAGGAGGUUGGGGCCGGAUUAUAUACAGCCCCAUUCGAAGAGGAAAGCAAGUGCAGAUGGAUGUUUGCCGUUCUACCAAAAGGGAUGCAUCCGAGGGCGCAUUCGAGCGUGUCAUUGUCACACAAAGCAAGAACCCCGCCUUGCAUCUCCAGGCCCGGAAGUCACUGUGGGGUGAUCUUUGGCCAUUUUAAGCUACACAAGCUUCAAGCUUGGUUGUAGCCAUAGGAGCUC